Messenger RNA from Haliotis rufescens (red abalone), 3896 nucleotides. RefSeq names its product probable fumarate hydratase, mitochondrial. The record is from RefSeq and is a predicted model, not a curated record. Gene Ontology annotation, molecular function: fumarate hydratase activity. NCBI's taxonomy places the organism in Eukaryota, Metazoa, Mollusca, Gastropoda, Lepetellida, Haliotidae. Gene Ontology annotation, biological process: malate metabolic process; fumarate metabolic process; tricarboxylic acid cycle. Bases 195 to 1793 code for a protein of 532 amino acids. The transcript is spliced from 9 exons. Gene Ontology annotation, cellular component: tricarboxylic acid cycle heteromeric enzyme complex; mitochondrion.
GUCACAAUCUAUUAAGAAUGCUUUAUAAACAUACCAUCAUUCAAAUACGCAACUUUGUUUGCAGGGCGCAGCUACAGUAGAACCAGUUUGUUUUAUUGUUUUGCACCAUGCCCUCGAAAGUACCCGUUUCGUUUUAGUGAUGCUGUUUCGGUUUUUUAAAACACUCGCUUAGGUUUUUGUCAUCAACCCAUGUCAUGUUGGCGAAACACGUGCGACCGUUAACUGAGUUGAGAGGCUUGAUUGGCGAAGCGGUGAGAUAUUUGACAACAGUGACAAUAACUCACAGUGGUUCUGGUAUUUCAUCAGCUUCAAAUUCACAUCUCCAGCCACGGCCAAAUAUAUAUGUGAGGACUCGGCAAGGAUUAUCCACUGUGUCAAAGAUGAACGGGGACCUAGUUCACGAUAAAACUCGUGUGGAGCAGGACAGUUUCGGUGAGAUUAAGGUGCCAUCUGACAAGUAUUAUGGCGCAAACACAGCACGCUCCCUUAUUAACUUCGAUAUCGGCGGGGAAACUGAGAAAAUGCCGAUCCCAGUCAUUCAAGCGUUUGGCAUCUUCAAGCGAUGUGCAGCUACAGUCAACACAAAGUUUGGACUGGACCCCAAGUUGGCUGAGGCCAUCAAACAAGCUGCUGAAGAGGUAGCAAAGGGUAAGCUGAACUCCCACUUCCCCCUAGUUGUGUGGCAGACAGGGUCAGGGACUCAGACCAACAUGAACGUGAAUGAAGUGAUCAGCAACCGAGCCAUCGAGAUCCUUGGGGGCACCAUGGGAACCAAGACACCUGUGCAUCCUAACGACCACGUCAAUAUGAGCCAGAGUUCAAAUGACUCCUUCCCUACAGCCAUGCAUAUAGCAGUUGCAACAGAAAUCAACAACCGUUUGUUGGGCAAUCUCCGACAACUGCAUGAAGCACUCGAGGCCAAAUCCAAAGAGUUUGCAGACAUUAUCAAGAUUGGGAGGACGCACACACAGGAUGCUGUGCCCCUCACUCUGGGCCAGGAGUUCAGUGGCUACACCCAGCAGAUGGCGUACGGCAUAGAGAGGGUACAGGCCACAUUACCCCGGGUUCAGGAACUGGCUGCUGGAGGCACAGCAGUUGGAACUGGACUCAACACAAGGAAGGGCUUUGCUGAGAUGGUUGCAGCCGAGGUGUCUCAAUACACAGGGUUGUCUUUCAAGACCUCCAAAAACAAGUUUGAGGCUCUUGCGGCCCAUGAUGCCCUAGUAGAGGUCCAUGGAGCGUUGAAUGUUUUGGCAUGCAGUUUGAUGAAAAUAGCCAAUGACAUCCGCUUCCUGGGGUCGGGACCUCGAUGUGGGCUAGGGGAAAUCUCCCUGCCAGAGAAUGAGCCUGGGAGUAGCAUUAUGCCAGGAAAAGUCAACCCAACUCAGUGUGAAGCUCUGACGAUGGUCGCCGCCCAAGUGAUGGGCAACCAUGUUGCUGUGUCUGUCGGAGGAAGUAACGGACACUUUGAACUGAACGUCUUCAAGCCCAUGAUGGUGCAGAACGUACUUCAGUCCAUCCGCUUGCUUGCUGAUGCCAGCCUCUCGUUCACCAAGCAUUGUGUCACUGGCAUCAAACCAAAUAGGGAAAGGAUCAGCCAACUGUUGAACGACUCGCUGAUGUUGGUCACGGCCCUUAACCCAUACAUCGGCUAUGACAAUGCAGCAAAGAUCGCAAAACAUGCUCAUAAAAAAGGAACAACCUUGAAACAAGCAGCUCUUGACCUUGGUGUUUUGACAGAGGAGGAGUUUGAUAAAUAUCUGAAGCCUGAGACGAUGCUGGGCCCAAAGUGAAGUCUGUUACAACUAUAAUGCAUGCUAGUCAAGAGAUUUUGCUGUUGUUUUAUCAUUCCUGGCGGAAAGUGGUAUUUUUGUUCUUCUAUAUAGCGUAUACAUAUAUUAUACACAAGUGCUGGUCUUUAUGAAAUACAGAGACAAUGAAAUAAGGAAUUUAUCUGUUGAAUGAAUUUGAGGACCGGUCAUUUACUAUGGGAUUGGGGUGGGGAGUAUCUGAAGGAAUCAGGGAGAGUCAGCAAAGAGUUUGAAAGUCUCUUGCAGAGGGCUAUGGAGUUUUAAAUAAUAUUAAGAAAAUAUCAAGUGCUUUUGCAUUUUGUCUUUUCUGGGAGGGUUGUGAAAUUGUUUACAAGGACAUGGGGGGAGGGGGUCAUCUGAAAAUAUGGCAAGCUUUAGCUAUAGGGAAGGAUCAUUAUUUUCAGUUCAUCAGUGCAUCAAAAACAUACAACCCACCCCCCCUGUAAUAAAUGACCGGUUCAAUGUGUGUUUGGAUAUAGAAUCCUUAUAGUCUUUAAUAAUUUCAGGGAAAGCUACCAAACAGGGUGUCAGCAUUAUUUUUGUGAAAACAUUCCUUUGUGACUUAUUUUAGCAAAGGGAAAAUCAACUUUGUACAAUCAAGUCUUAAAGAAAAUGAUCAUGUUUGGGACAUUCUUUUACCUUGCAUGUAUCGUGCACAGUGACUCCCCGUUAAUCUGGACCGUACGCUUCUAAGUGAAAUCGUAUUGAUGACGUAAUUUCCAACUUAUCGAAUUGUCGGUUUGGAGUAUUAUCCCAAUGUAUGUAUGUAUGUAGGCGCUGACAGUAGUGGUGUUUAUUGGCCAAACAAUUUAUUGCAGGUAUCUAUAUUGGAAUACAUGUUGCGAUAUGUUGGGAGCUAAAGUGAUUGAAAGUGACUUCACAUGCAGAUCCUAUUUUAUUCAUACUAAGUAAAUAUUACUCAGGAUGGUCAGUCACCGCCAUUUUGUAGUCUUGGAUACAGGGGAGAUAACAAUGUGAUAGAGUAAAAUCACUUCCUGUUUCCGUUGUUUUGUUAAUCAAUCGAUGGAAAACAAAAUUUGUGAAUGAAUGUACAUUUUAGGUAAAUAGAUACAAAUAGUAAUGAAACUUGUUAUAAUUGUUUACUUAAUGUACCAAAACACACAACAAAUAUUGCAAUAUGUAUCGUUUGAAAUGUGUGUAUGGGUUAGUUCGACCAGAAAUUAUUGAGAAUGAGAACAUUGUAAAUUACGGAUUUUUACUCACUGCCAAAAGAAACGCUAACCAUGGAAACUUAUAGAGAAGUAUGUCAGAUAUGUUUCCAAUCUGUACCGUUUAUUGACAAAACAGUCAAGUGUUACCACAGCGUGUCUUUAUUCUCCUCACGGUAUGCUGCACAUGAUUUCCAAACUUUACAUGCUAAUCCUGGAUCUAGGACGUCACAUGUGAUACGUUCAUGAGCAUCUGUUCCCGCAACAUAACAGUAUGUUUGUUUGUGCAUUGAACCAAUCGAAUAUCUCUUGGAGAUGCGUGAUUCUUCAUAUGUUAACCAACAUGUGUGGUAUUCGCAUUUCUUUUGGCUGUGUAUAUUAGGUCAUAGACCAAGAGAUCUGCAUGUCCAACAAACACUGCUUACCUAAAACUACAAAACAGCAAACUGUUCAAUAUUUUGACAGGCCACCUCUUUUCCUAAUACAUGCUUCAAUGCAACGAGGCAUACCUCCUAUCAAGGAAGUUAGAAAAUCAUGAGUCACACUGUCCAAAUAUCUCACCACCUCAGUUUUCAUGUCACAUACAUUUUGGCGAUUUCUUUUUUAUUGAUAUAGUCCUUCAUGAUUCUCCAAAUAUUUUCAAUUUGGUUCAGGGCUGGACUGCAGCAGGGCCAUUCCAGACGUGUAACAUUUUGCUUGUUUACUAAUUCCUGAGAAUGUUUUGCUUGAAUACCCACCCAUCACCAUACGAUAAUUGUUGUUGGAAGGAGAUGUCCCUUUAGAAUAGGGGACACGGGUCGCCCAGUUGUCUGAGGCACCACAUUUAGCUGUGUAGAGUUACGUCCCUUGGGCAUGUCAGAAACCUAUGAUCGAUUAUGUUUCUAGGUUUGUCAGUACCAUACCCUUGCUCGUGGAU